CAUUAACACAUAUACAAGGACAAGAAAUAGUAGCUUAAGUGGCGUUCAUUGCUGCUGAUCGAUUUUAAAAGCAUAUAAUUUAACUGUUUCACUAUUUUUAUUGAAAAAUACUUAUAUUAAAGACAAGUUGAUGAAAGUUCACGUAACGAACUAAAUAAAUAAUCCAAAAUGGCAGUGAAUUCAACUUAUAUGAUCACUUUCGGAAUAGUGUUUAUCGUCGUCGCUGUACAAAUGGCCUACAGCAUCAAAUGUUGGGAAUGUCGAUCGGACUCGGAUCCGAAAUGCGCGGACCCUUUUGACAACAGCACCCUCUCGAUCACGGACUGUAGACAGGUUGAGUCUAAGGAACAUCUACCGGGAGUACGGGCGACCAUGUGUCGCAAGAUCCGUCAGAAGGUUCACGGAGAAUGGCGCUAUUUUCGUAGCUGUGCUUUUAUGGGUGAACCGGGCAUCGAAGGGGAUGAACGAUUCUGCUUGAUGCGUAGUGGGACGUACAACAUCUUCAUGGAGUACUGCACCUGCAACAGCAAAGACGGAUGCAACAGUGCACCCCAGUUUGCUCCAAAGCAGUGGAGUGUAUUGAUUUUCAUGGUGCUGAGUAUCAUGCUGUAUCGUUUGUUUUAGCUUGUAUGUCUCCUCUUAGGUCUGAUUAUUUUAGCACACAUUCCAGCAACAGUAUAAUUCUUUUACUAAAUUCCUCUCGAAUUUCGAUAAGAUUUUAUUGAUCACUUCAAGAUCAUGCGCCAUGCGUUUCGCUACAUAAUUGUUAUUGUAGACUUUUAAUGCAUUAUAAUUAAGACAAUCUCUUAAGUAACAAAUCCGUCCAAAACAAAACUUAAGAAUGUUCUACAUUUUUACAAUCUAGAUCUUAUAAGAAUAUAGCGAAUAUUAAAAUGUUAGGCCUAGCAGCAAGUGUAUAUAUUAAACGUAUUGUGCAUUUACGGUUCAAAGUGCCUAAUAAAACGAGAUUUUUCCAAUUUUA
Armigeres subalbatus is the source of this 982-nucleotide messenger RNA. RefSeq lists its product as uncharacterized. The transcript is spliced from 3 exons. NCBI's taxonomy places the organism in Eukaryota, Metazoa, Arthropoda, Insecta, Diptera, Culicidae. The coding region runs from base 169 to 624 and encodes 151 amino acids. Gene Ontology annotation, biological process: regulation of synaptic transmission, cholinergic; sleep; positive regulation of voltage-gated potassium channel activity. The record is from RefSeq and is a predicted model, not a curated record.